Carcharodon carcharias (great white shark) is the source of this 4530-nucleotide messenger RNA. RefSeq names its product solute carrier family 66 member 2. Gene Ontology annotation, biological process: retrograde transport, endosome to Golgi; phospholipid translocation. Bases 387 to 1199 code for a protein of 270 amino acids. Gene Ontology annotation, cellular component: endosome; trans-Golgi network. The record is from RefSeq and is a predicted model, not a curated record. Lineage: Eukaryota; Metazoa; Chordata; Chondrichthyes; Lamniformes; Lamnidae. The transcript is spliced from 6 exons.
CCUCCUGACACAAUGGGCAUCCCAUGCGCCGGUUUGAGAAUCGUGUGGGCCUCGGGAGGCUGCCUGGGAUGAAGCCCGUAAGGCCGAGCAGGCGACCAUUCCUGCUCGAUCUUUUUGUUUUCAUUUCAGUUGCCGGCGUGGCAUGGAGGAGAUCCGGAUGUUUCAGUGACAUCAGCAGAGCAGCUCAGGACGUGUCGGGUUCUCCGCCGCUCACACUCCGGCCCCCACAAUUACACAGCAGUUUCAAGCAGCCACGAGGAGCCUCUGCACGGCGAUGCACCAGACGGCUGAAGAUCGCGGGGUUCGGUGACUGAAGAGAGGGCCACCCGUUCCUCCUGGCCGCCUCUCGCUGGAUUUAAUUUUGUUUUUUCUGGGGGGGUGCGAAAAUGGAAGAGGGUCUGAGCUUCCUCAAGCAGUUCGCCCUACCUGUCAGCGAGCUGGCUUCUUGGAUCGCAGCGGGGGCAAUGGUGUUUGGCGGAGUCGUGCCCUACGUCCCCCAGUACAGGGACAUUAAACGCACGCAGAACGCAGAAGGAUUCUCCAUCUACGUUUGCCUGGUGUUGCUCGUGGCCAACAUAUUGAGAAUACUCUUUUGGUUUGGAAGGUACUUUGAACCACCCCUCUUGCUACAAAGUAUAAUCAUGAUCAUUACCAUGCUAGUGAUGUUGAAGUUAUGUACUGCUGUUCGUGUAGCCAGUGAACUCACGACACGACGCCGUGCCUUUACAGACAGUAAAGAUGAAGAAAUCAAAACUCCUAGGAAGUUCUUUCUGGACUUUGAUCUGCAGUACUUCUGGCUAUGGAGCAGAUUUAUUGAUUACAUACAGUGUGUGUUGGCUUUCACUUUUGUCGCUGCAUACAUAACCUACCUCCUUAUUGAUUCUUCACUCUUUGUGGAAACGCUUGGCUUCUUCGCUGUCUUUACCGAGGCAAUGCUCGGCACACCACAACUGUAUCGCAAUUACGAGAACAAAUCAACAGAAGGCAUGAGUAUUACAAUGGUGCUGAUGUGGGCAAGCGGUGACACUUUCAAGACUGCAUACUUCAUUCUGAACCAGGCUCCUUUCCAGUUCUGGAUAUGUGGGUUGUUACAAGUGUGUGUCGAUAUCACUAUUCUCUUUCAAGCUUACUACUAUGACCGUUACCCUCAAAAACCAUCUUCCCACACUGUUCCUUCCACAAGUACCAAGGCACUUUAACUACGGCCUAUUCAACAAGUGCACCAAAUGGUCAACUGCUGGAAAGAACUUCGAAACCCAUGUUGUUGAACCCAAGCCAAUAACUUUUAUAUCGGUUCUCAGCACGUUGGAAGGAUUUCAAAGUCAUUUUCUAGUAUAAGAGUUUAAGCAUUUGAACUAUUAGUUGAAUGUUCAUGAUUAUUUAUAUAUUUUUCUAUUUUGCAUAACUCAAACCAAUGUUUUUGGACCAGUUUACAUAAAUGCCUUACAUGUUACUGUUUCUAGAACUUUUCCUUUUUCUUCCUAACAUUGUUUAAUUUGUUUUUUUAUCACUUGCUGUAUCAUCCUCACUAAUACAGCUUUGUUUCAUGGCAGUAUUGUGAGUUUGAAAUGUAAAUCCUUGGGUCUAUCCAAAGAAAGAGUGUUUUGCCUUCAAGGACCAUGUUACCGUUAACAACAUUUCUGUUUUAAUGUGAUGAACUUUGAAGAAGCUGUAAUUUAUACUGGGAAGGAGAUGAUAUAACAUUCACACACUUGAGCGUCCAAGUAAGCCAAAUUGUUAACCACAUCAGCAUGCAUUUAAAAUUAAAUCCACAGAAGUUAUUUGUUAACCCACAGCAACAGAGUGGAGAAGGACUGGGAGGCAGCACAAGGCUGUUUAGUUUAAUUACAGUUAGUCUAUGUGGUGAUAACUUACAUUGGAAUUGGGUGUAGUGUGCGACGGUCUAGAGUGGUGGGACAUAAAUUUGUGCUGGGAAUCCUCCGCAUGCAAAGCUCCUGAUCGCAACUGUACUGAAACCAGGUACUUCCCCACAAGGAGGGGGAAUUGGAAGCGGGGAGAAAUGCCACAAUACCCACAGAACAAGCAGCUUCAGAGUAACACUGGUACAAGUUUGAGGGUAGCUUAGCUGUCUGCUCAGUUUUUAAGAGGAGAUGCCAAGAAGGGAAUAGCAUUUGAAAAGGUACAGAUUGAAUGAAAAAAGUUAAUUAUAAUCACUUUUGACUUAAGUAAAGUGAGAAUCGACUUUUAGUGAAAUAGUGCCUAAUGAAAAUGUUCAUAAUGAUAUUGACACUGCCUCCUUCCUUUGCAACAUUUAUUUUCUCCAAGUAUGCUGAUCACUCAGUAAUUUUGGAGUAGAAAUUGUUCUUAAUCACAGGUGACCCAGUGCACCUCUCACUUGCCCGACAUCUGCUGGUUUGAAUCAGCACAGUUCAAAUGUGCCUACAUUUAAAGAACAGUUGUCAUGGUUAAAUAAACAGCACUGUUUAUUUAUUAUAUAUUUAUAUAUUAGGGAGGAAGCUAAAAGGAAAAGUCUGCUUUGAUACUUACUCUGCCGUACAUCACCCACCAGCUCUUUGUGACCACAGACAGUGUUUUGUUUCCUCCCUUUCUCACUUCCCUCCUGUUGCUCUUCCAUUUGGAAAGCAUCUUGUUACUAUUGGGUAUUUCCUCCACACCCUGUGAGUUCUUGUUCUCAGCCAGGUUACACGGGAAUUGGAAGUGUAGACUUGUUGCCCAGCAUUCUGUGGUACAGCACGUAGAGCCGCAGCUGGGUUUUACAACCUGAAUUUAGUUUAAUAAUCUGAUCUAUUUGUUGUCGGAAAAUCCAGCGUGAUCAAUCCAGAUCACUGAAUUUGGUUGAUAUUCUUUCUUGUUGCCGAUGAAGGAGGGCUUGUUAUCUGUGAAUCAUGAAUCCACCACUAAACCUGCUUAUGCUGCCGAAUCCAAGUAUAAAUAUGCGAUGUUGAUCAAUUAUGGUCCUGUGUUUUUAAUAAUCAUUUAACCAAGCCCAUCUAAUUUACUGUAUUUAUGUAGAAAUAGUCCUGAUCAUUGUACAAUUAUAUUUAACUGAACCUUUUGUUUUGCUUUUAUGCAUUUUUGUUGAAUUGGUUAUUUAUUUUGCAUUCGCAGGUUGCCAGCAAUCUGUGAAAUUGUCUUUAUCUCACUGAAGUUAAUGGGGCAACAUCACGCUAAUUUACAAUGGCUAGGAAGAAUUCGACUGAAACCUGUAAAUAAUAAGUUUAGUAUAGCUGAAAUGGAAUAUUAAGCCAACUAUUAGUUUAGGUGACAAGCCUUGGCCUCUGUACAUCUAUUAAUGAGAACCAUACCUGGUGAAGUGAAUAGGUCUUCCUAAUUUUCAACUUUCAUUCUCCUUAUUCACUCAGGAACUAUUCACUGGAUUGUUACUAAAAAUUUUGUCACUGAGUGACAUUUGUUCUACAACAGGUUUGGUCUUUCUGACCCAUAGCUGGUUGCCAUAUUUUGCUUUGGGCCUAAGUGACCUUACAAUUUUAGUGUAUGCCAUUUAAGCGUGAACAUUUUAAGCCAAGUUAUCUGUCUGUCUCUGUUUUUGUGUUCAGACAGCAAAAUGUAUGUAUUCAAAACCAGGGGGCUGCUAAAUACUGACCUUUCUACUUUGUUGGUUAUCAAACAAUCUCAAUUUUCUUAAAUAUUUUCUAAGGAUAUACUUUUCAAAAUCAAGACAUAAGAAUGAUUAUACAUUAGUUGACUGCAAUAGAGAGCUCUAGUAAUAAAAUAGCUAUCAAUUUCUUUCUGCUGAGCAAGUCCGUCACUUUUUUGUGAUCUGGAUAAGCCUUCUGUAUCUUGCUGGCCCGAGCUCUGCAGUCAGCAUUUGUUGAACACACUUUAAAACUAAAAAUUGGCCUUUUCUGAUCUGUUUUCCACAGGCUGUGGACCAUGUGUUUGUGGUACUAGUAGGCAGCAGUAUGUUAUGUUGCUUGCUGCUUUCAAAGAGCAGAUAAAAAUUAGUCACUGUGUGUUGUCUUAUCAGUCCACAGGUAUAAUGAUCUUUGAUUCCAUAAUGUUUGCACAAUUCUCUCGUGCCCACUUGGUGUUCAGUUAAUUGGUUUCAGAAACGUUUACCAUGGGAAUAUAGUCAAAAGGGUAUAUUGGAAUUUCACACUUCACAGCUUGCCUUGGAACUGUUGGAGGUGUUUUAUUUUAAGGAUUACUUGGGAUGUGUAGGAAAUACUUGUUUACACUAUUUUGAUUAGGAUUUACAUUUGUGAACAUUUAUUUAUAAGUGUUGAAGAUUACUACUGUUUGUAUUCUUCUGUCAACUGUACCAAAAAAAAAGACUCUUCGUUGCCAAAAGAAGGCAGGUGAACAUGCCUAACCAGCAAAGCAAUGUUGCACAAUACUAUAAUCAGCCUUCCCUAAAUCUUUUAAGUAUGUGCUGCCAUUCAACAUCAUAUCUGGAUGCGAAAUAAAAGAGAGUCAAAAGAAGUUUGCAUAAGAGGAAAUGUUAAAAAUGUAAAUACAUACUCGGUCUGUCAUGUGUAUCGAUGUAUUAAACUAAAAUCUAAAGAAUAAUAAACAGUUGGAACUGUG